UUUUUUUUUUUUUUGUACGAAAUGCUCUGAAUUUUGUUCGAAAAAUCCUUAAAAUUUGUUAUGUUGUAAUGUAAAAUUUACUAAUCAUUGGGAACUCGCAGUUAUUUCAAGAUGAAGAAUUUCUUUGGCUGGCCGGCAGCUUGAUCGACCACGUAUUUGAAACAUCAACGGCACACGUGAGCGUUGAGGCACGUGCAGGCUAAGUCCACGACCCGUGGAAUACGCAUGUAUGUGCUUAUGUGUUAGAGAAAGUUUCUAAACCAUGCUGAAGAAAGAAAAUGUGAAAGAUACUUGCGCAAUUUCAAAGAUAUUUUGGAACGAAACGAACGGUGUAUUUUCUUCGUCGUAUCACCUUUAUUUAACUGCAAUAGCGGAGAAACUUACGGACUCUGAAAUCAAACAAAAUUACAAAUGUUGGCACUGAUAAAUACGUCGAAAUCGGCGUACCUCGAUAUCGACAGUGAAGGGUUCAAUACCGCGUUGACAUUGUCGAACGAGAAGACAACGGUAGAGCAAAGGAAGGAACGUCGAGAAGUUGAGGACAACGCGUUGACGAAGAGUCUUCAACUUCUGAGGAUCAGAGGAUCACCGCAUUUGUUGCCAGAAGAUAUACUUACGUUGGUGAAUCACUGUCGGUGUCUUCGCGAAUUAUCCAUGUCUUAUUCUUUAUUGAGCGACGAUUUACUGAUGGCUUUGUGCACCGAAGAUGAAGUCAAUUUGGAGACAUUAAGAAUAGAAGUACAUUCUGAAACAAGACCACUUCCUAUUAUCGAUGAAAAAGUGUGGACGACCUUUUCUGAUCGGUUUCCAAAUAUCAAUCUCGUUCUAUUGUCUUACAUAACCGAUGAAGAACAUGAAUCCCUUUUCACGUCACAUAUUCCAGUGACGCACUUAUAUUUCGGAGAAGCGCCAUCGGAAUCGGUAGCAUUGCGAAUUCACAGUUACUUUCCGCGAUUAAUGGAAUUAGUUAUAGCUGCUUACGGACCUGGCCUUAUCGACGAUGUUUUAAUCAACGUUGCUAGAGGAUGUCCUCGUCUUAAUGCCAUUGGUUUGGGUGAUUGUGAAAUUAGUUGUACAGGUCUUCUAGAAUUUGUUACCUUAUGCGCCGAACGUUUAAAAAUACUUUAUAUCCGGGAGACAUCUUUGAUCGAAGAUUCAGAAUUGGAUGUCUUGGAUGUGACAGCCAAAGUUUCUUCUCUCCUUGGAGACACUUGGGUACCUGAAUAUAUACCAUUAUGGUGA
Vespula pensylvanica (western yellowjacket) is the source of this 1242-nucleotide messenger RNA. Its product is annotated as F-box/LRR-repeat protein 3-like. The transcript has 7 exons. Bases 412 to 1242 code for a protein of 276 amino acids. The record is from RefSeq and is a predicted model, not a curated record. Lineage: Eukaryota; Metazoa; Arthropoda; Insecta; Hymenoptera; Vespidae.